AUGGGUCUUGUAAAGGUUCUCCUCAAGGCCAUCAUCAUUCCGAUCGUUCUUCUCAUUGUCAUCACCGUCAUCGUCGUCUUCACUAUCAAGAUGCGUCGCGAGAAGAAGCGGGAGAAGGAACUCCAGCAAGACUCUUUUCUGCCACCCCCGAUACAGCAAUGGGCUUAUCCUACCUCACCUGAGAUCCAAAAGCCCCCUCCAGUCGCUUCCUGGGCUGUGCAGACGCCGAGGCAGAUGGAACAAGACGUUCCUCGACAAUAG
Molecule: messenger RNA, 261 nt
Organism: Penicillium argentinense
Lineage: Eukaryota; Fungi; Ascomycota; Eurotiomycetes; Eurotiales; Aspergillaceae
Exons: 1
Coding region: 1-261 (86 amino acids)
Source: RefSeq, a predicted model, not a curated record